Molecule: messenger RNA, 1396 nt
Organism: Diaporthe batatas
Lineage: Eukaryota; Fungi; Ascomycota; Sordariomycetes; Diaporthales; Diaporthaceae
Exons: 2
Coding region: 729-1271 (180 amino acids)
Source: RefSeq, a predicted model, not a curated record
CUGAUCCUCAUCAUUUUCAUAGUCAAUUAUCUCUCAGGCAAUCAACAUCCUGAACCCUGCUCAUACAAAAAUGACAGAGUGGGAGCAGGAAUACUUCUCUAAUGAGCUGUGGGCAGUAGAUUUGUUUGGUAAGACAUGCUAUGCGAAAGCAAAUGGUGCCGAGGAAGGGCCGGGGAUGGUACUCGCUAAUCCACAUCUCGCGCUGUCGUGCGGCGUCGAUUGGAUUACGUCGCCGUCAUCACCCGCCCUACCCCUCCCUUCCUCAGAGCGCCGCACUGCACCUCUGCUAUUUGUUUUAGAUCGGGGGUGAUGAUGACGACGUGAUCCAAUCGUGGAGCCGCUUUACCGACAGCGCGAGAAAGGAAAGUUGUUUCUUAUACAUCCGUUACAUUGGCCCCAACUGCACUGACGGAACCACAGAUUUAACCGAGCCCUGGACUGUAAAUAACAGUCCCGACGACGCGCAUGAGAAGAUUAAGAAUGCUCAAAAUGGGCCUGCCAGAGGCUCACCUCCAACAGGACCGUCUCUAGGUUCUUUCCAAGUCGCGGGUCCCUUCGAAUCUAACCACGUCCACGAGGGUACCCUUCCUUACCGCGAGCGGGCUGCUAGCGAAAGCGAUCUCCUACUGUCGACUGUGUCGCCACAUGUCCUUGUCUUGAAUAAAUUGAAGGACAAUGAGGAGGCCUAUACCAACGCAAAUACUGGCGGCGCGAGCAUUACAGAACAGAUGCUCGAUGAAGAGACCGAUACAGAACCUGAUUCGGCGGCCCAUUCGUGUAGUACGCCACUCCCGGGGAAUAUCAGUGGUGCCGGAGCCCUGCCCCAAUUUCCGUCUGUUUCUUCCUGUGCGAACUUGCCAACCGAAGUUGACGGACCUAGUCAGCUUCAAGGCUUUCCGCACUCGCCCACAACACCACCAAUUGAUGGUUUUGGUCCCGCAUCGAGCACUAAGCACCCAAGAUCUCCCCGGGCCGACCCCCGCGGUACAAAAAGGUCCCGUUCUUGUGAUUUGAAUAGAGAAAUGAGAAAAUUCAAGAAGCCGGAAAUUUGUGUUAAGUGCGGACGAGGUUUUGCUUGGAAAAGGGACCUCACUAGACACUACAAGGUCCAUCACAAGACGCAUGCACUUGAGAUGGGUGUUUCGGUAUCUCGCAUCCGUUGUGCAUAUCCGAGCUGCACCCGAGUCAACAAGACCUUCAGCAGAAAGGAUCAUUUGACUAGACAUCUUCAGAAGAUUCAUAAGGCAGUAAUCCAUAAGGGUCCCGUGUAGUUAGCUCGAAGAAACCGACACAGGGACCACAAGCAGGAGCUGGAGGAGAAGCCCGAGAGUUGGUACACCUCCACGCAGGCAUUUGUACACAAAACCAUAGUUGAAUAACAUACCUUGGCUGUAAU